Molecule: messenger RNA, 1854 nt
Organism: Anoplopoma fimbria (sablefish)
Lineage: Eukaryota; Metazoa; Chordata; Actinopteri; Perciformes; Anoplopomatidae
Product: all-trans-retinol 13,14-reductase-like
Molecular function (GO): oxidoreductase activity
Source: RefSeq, a predicted model, not a curated record
AUGUGGUGGUGGCUGCUUGGGGUUUUCAGCUGUGUGCUGCUGGUGGUGGUGGUCAUCUUCUUCCUGACCAGCGGGCAACGUUACAAGGUGUUCAGCGAGAAGUGCCUGAGGCCGCCGGAACCCUUGGUCACCGACAGCCGGCAGAGGGAUGACAGGCUGAAGAGAGGGUUUCGUGCGGACCGCGCCCCGGCUCUGGAUGCGGUGGUGAUUGGCAGCGGUGUCGGGGGUUUGACAGCAGCAGCGCUUUUGUCCAAAGCUGGCAAGAGGGUCCUAGUCCUGGAGCAACACGAUCAGGCUGGAGGCUGCACACACACCUUUAAUAAUAAGGGAUUUGAGUUUGAUGUGGGUAUCCAUUACCUGGGCCAGCUUCACGAGGGCAGCUUGCUGAGGGUUGCUCUGGAUCAGAUCACAGAGGGACAGUUGCAGUUCACACGGCUGGAGCAGCACUUUGACACACUGUUCCUGGGUCAGUGUGACCAGCGCAGGGAGUACCAUAUCCAUGCAGGGAAGACUGAGAUGGCAGAUAGCCUUAAGAAGCAGUUCCCAGGAGAGGAGGAGGCCAUUGAUGAGUUCAUGAGAUUGAUGAAGCUAGCCUCACGGCGGACACCACUCAUCGCCACCUUGAAGAUCAUACCUUAUUGGCUGGCUAACUUCCUGGUUCGUUCCGGCCUUUUGCAUCGCAUAUCUUCAGUGUUCCGCCUAGCAGCAACCAACCAUACAGAAAUCAUGUCCCGCCUCACAAAAAACAAGGACCUGCAAGCACUGUCUGCCUACCUGUUCUAUGGUGUCCCUCCUAAAGACUCCAGCUUUCUCAUCAACGCUCUCCUGCUUCACCACUACAAGCGUGGUGCGUACUACCCACGGGGGGGCUCCAGCGAGUUUGCCUUUCAUAUCAUCCCUGUCAUUGAGAAGGCAGGCGGCGCUGUGUUGGUCAGGGCUGCUGUGCAACGCAUCCUGCUCAACCAGCAAGGGAAGGCCUUUGGUGUGACGCUGCUGAAAGGAAAAGAAGAGAUUGAGGUCCAUGCCCCUGUUGUCAUUUCCAACGCUGGAAUCUUCAACACCUUCCAGAAGUUUCUGCCUCAACCAGUACAGGACAAACCAGAGAUCAAGUCACUGUUGGGUUUGGUGCGUCAUGGUAUGGGUUCCUUCCUGGUCUUUGUUGGUCUGGAUGGAACCAAAGAGGAGCUGGGCAUUGUUUCCACAAACUUCUGGAUGUAUAAAGACAAUGACUUGGACACACUCGUGAGCGGCCACCUUACUCUCUUGGGGUCGGAUGAUUCUUCUCUGAGCAGAGAGCAGGUAUUGGGAAACAUUCCCAUGAUGUUCAUCACCUUCCCAUCCGCUAAAGAUCCCACAUCCAAUAUCAGACACCCAGGAAAGUCCUGCAUGACGUUGCUAACCAUGGCUCGCUAUGAGUGGUUCGAGGAAUGGGAGGGGACAAAGCUUGGCAGGAGGGGUCAGAAUUACGUGGAUAUGAAAAACAGUAUGGCCCAAGAGCUGCUGGACUGGGCACUAACAAUCUUCCCUCAACUGCGGGACAAGGUGGUGAUGAUGGAUGCUGCCACUCCUCUCACUAAUGUCCACUACUUGGGAGCUCCGAGAGGUGAGAUGUACGGUGCUGAACACAACCUGGAGCGCUUCACCCCAGACACAGUUGCCAGGACGCGACCACAGACACCUAUUGAUGGACUCUACCUCACAGGUCAGGACGUAUUCUGUAACGGCAUGGCUGGGGCGUUGCAUGGUGGACUACUCUGCGCAUCUGCCGUACUCAACCAGAUCCUCUACAUUGACCUUCUGGCCCUGAAGUCCCGCCUUAAAAACAAACAGACCAAUCAUCAGACAACCUGGUAA